This is a messenger RNA of Penicillium robsamsonii, 3918 nucleotides long. Its product is annotated as glycoside hydrolase family 71 protein. The transcript is spliced from 4 exons. Gene Ontology annotation, molecular function: glucan endo-1,3-alpha-glucosidase activity; metallopeptidase activity; triacylglycerol lipase activity. NCBI's taxonomy places the organism in Eukaryota, Fungi, Ascomycota, Eurotiomycetes, Eurotiales, Aspergillaceae. The record is from RefSeq and is a predicted model, not a curated record. Gene Ontology annotation, biological process: triglyceride catabolic process. Bases 1 to 3918 code for a protein of 1305 amino acids.
AUGAAUUGGUUUGCAUGGCUUGCCAUGGUGGUGACCUUUCAGGUCAUCCACCAGGCGGAUGCAAAAGCUGUGUUUGCCCAUUUUAUGGUCACAAACUCCGAGAACUAUACUGCUUCUGACUGGCAGUCAGACUUCAAGUUGGCCCAGGAUGCCCAUAUCGAUGCAUUCGCCCUCAACAUGGCAUGGGAAGACAAGACCAAUGACGCUUCCGUGGCCAUGGCCUUCACUGCUGCCGAGGCGAAAGGAUUCAGGCUAUUCUUCUCAUUCGACUAUGCUGGCAAUGGGCCUUGGGACCAAGAUGUUGUCACCAGCAUGAUCCAAAAAUACAGUUCCAGCUCUUCAUACUUCCAGUAUGAGGGGAAGCCUUUUGUGUCUACCUUUGAAGGACCUGGCAAUGCAGAUGACUGGGUGACAAUCAAAGCAAAAACAAAUUGCUUCUUCGUACCAGACUGGUCUUCUGUCGGUGCCAAGCCGGCCGUGGCAUUGGCAAAUGGAGUUGCCGACGGAUUGUUCAGCUGGUCUGCGUGGCCAUGGGGAAAUCAAACCAUGGAUACCUAUACCGAUGCCUCCUAUAUCCAAUAUCUGGAGGGGAAGCCAUACAUGAUGGCCAUUUCUCCUUGGUUUUACACCAAUUUGCCAGGAUACAACAAGAACUGGCUUUGGAAUAGUGGUAGCCUCUGGCACGACCGCUGGCAAGAGCUUUACGCUCUUGAUCCAAUGCCGGAGUUCGUUGAAAUCAUCUCUUGGAAUGAUUACGGGGAAUCUCAUUACAUUGGCCCGAUUCGCAAGAACGCUCUGGCUGCCCUUGAUAUCGGUGAAGCUCCGUUCGACUUCGUGACAGGCUACCCCCAUGAUGGAUGGCGUGAUAUGCUUCCUUUCUUGAUUGAUUUAUACAAGACUGGAAAGGCCUCGAUGGGCAACGAUCUAGCUACUUUCUGGUAUACUCCUAAUCCGCUAGACUACUGUGACGUUGGGGGAACAACACUCAAUACCGCUUCUCAGCUACAAAUUGAAUACAACCCAAAGGAAACAUUGGAAGCUCGAAUUUGGGUUAUGUCAUUAUUCAGCAGCGGCAAUGCAGCGGUGCUCGUCAACGGUGAAUCUGUGGAGUGGGACUACAUACCCGAUGGCUCGGCUGGAGCUGCUAUCCGGUUUGGGAGCGUAGCUGCACCAAUCGGACCGGUUCGAAUCAUUUUAGUUGUUGGUGACAUAAUGGGACAAAGUCCCAACACCAUCGACAUCACCACAUCAUGUGACGGGGGCUUCAACAACUUCAAUGCCUGGGUGGGAAGCGUUGGAGGAUGGAGUCCCUAUGGUGACCUCUACUAUACUUCAUUCGACAUAAAAGACCAGAAGUGCGUUCAAGGGAAGGGCGCCUACGAUUUCAAUGGCCUUUGCAACUUUACCUGCUCUUACGGGUAUUGCCCUGUCGGUGCAUGCACCUGCGAGCAGAUGGGUGUUCCCCUUACCAAGCCCAACGCGACGGGUACGAUAGGAUUUCCAGCAGAAGGGAAAGAUGCCAAUUAUGUGGGGCUCUGCAGCUUUGCCUGCAACUACGGCUACUGUCCUUCCGCGACGUGUGACAAAACUGAACAUGCUAUGCCGAUUCCUACAGUUUCGGACUUCCUCCCGCCGGCCUGUGUUGCUGGCACUGGUGAGGGUAGCGUCGCCGGGCUAUGUUCGUACGCGUGCAACUUUGGGUACUGUCCUAUCAACCUUUGUUCAUGCACAAAGACAGGACCUCUCAUCCAGCCGCCCGCGCAGACAGAGGGUGCUGGUCAGGCAGGUCCCGGCAAUUCGAAAAUUUAUGACAAUUUGUGUGAUUUCACCUGUAGCCGGGGUUAUUGUCCAUCUGGAAUCUGCAUAUCGAAAGACGGCGUAUCAAUUGCAAACAUGAACUAUCGCUACGAUAAAUCAGCUGCUGCAGCGUGUACAGACUCGCAGAAGCAGGUGAUUGAACUCGAACUCAAGUACGCAGUGGAGAUGGCGCAGGUCUCUGCCGCCAACCUCGAGAAAGGUACCUAUCUUGACGAUUUCUUUAAUGGUAAAGGUGAUACCCAAUUUAUAUCAGACACCAAGAAGACGUUCCAACGAAUUGCAAGUCUUCUCGCUGGCAAUGAUCCAAAUUUCCCCCUGUCUCUGGCCUGUGACUCAAAAUCGGCAACAGAAAUGUGCGAUGAAGAUUAUAUUGCUUAUAUGAACAACAAAAACCAGCGCUUGACCUUCUGCGCACCCUUUUUCAAAGAUCCCAUACUUACUUCCAAAUUGCCCCAAAUUUGGCCCACCAAAGACGUGCUGGAAGACAAGUCGGCGGAUCUCCGCAAGGCUUCCAGAGCAAGAUCUGCCGUUCUUGUACAUGAAGCCACACACACAAAGUACGGGAUGCUUGAUAAACCAUUUUGCUGGAAGCUCGCCCGUGGCACCUUUGAUCGUGGAUGUUGGUUAGAGGAAGCAAGAAAGGCCAGGGAAGCAGCCAGGAAAGGGAAGCCAUCCAAGCCACCCAAGCCAGGCAAGCAAAAAAAAACACCCGCUCUUGAAUGCCCUGUCCCUGGGCCAGAUGGGGAAGCUAUUGAAGGUAAAUGCGAUGCCGCGGGUGCCAGGAAGAACGCAGAGAAUUAUCAAUUAUUGGCGGCAGGUGUCUAUUUCACACAGAAAACCCGCCGCGCCAUUCCUCUGCCAGCACUCCCCGCUUCCCCAAGUGCAACUGAGUGUGUUUUGGCCGAGGACUUUAUCCAGUGGGAUGAUGUUAACGAAGAUAUUCCCGAUGUCACCGGCCAGGCACAUUUCGGAGACUCUUUCGCCGCAGGAAUGGGCACAGGAAAAACACCUACGGCGCAAAAAUGCCGAGUUGGAUCAAACAAUUUCGGCCAACUGUUACACGAUUCGUUCGUUGACGGCUUUGAUUACCAAAAUCUAGCUUGUUCUGGAGACACUGUCGCCGGGCUUUACGACAAGCUUCACGGGUGGCAGAACCCGGCAGUGGACAGCUUGGCCACUAUGACGAUCGGCGGGAACGACUUGGAUUUCUCGAAUAUCGUCAAGCAUUGCCUUCUGAGAUAUUACAACUCCGCACUUGGUUGGGAUGCUGCGUGGUGUUCUCACUACAAAAGCGCCGCCAAGAAGCUCAUGGCGGAUACUGGCGCAGACGGGCUGCAGUAUAAAUUCACCUCUAUUUACCUUCGGAUUAUUGGUUGGGCCCAACAAAAUCCUGAUUUCAAUCUUUACAUCGCUGGAUAUCCACGAUUCUUCAAUGCGGAUACAACACAAUGCAAUGAUGUUUCGUUCCGCUACUGGGGAUGGGAUAAAACAGAUCAUACGGACGUUUGGCUGACAACCUCCCUCAGGACUGAGAUGAAUGACCUGGUGAAAUCUCUCAACAAAGUCAUCGAAGCCGCGGUCCUUGACGCAAACAAACUGGUUAGCAGAAAUGUCACUCACUUUGUCGACGUGGAUCCCCGUUUCGAGGGUCACCGCUGGUGUGAGUCGGGCGUGAUAGAACCAGAUCCGAGUCACAUGAGCACUGCUUUUUUCCUCAGCGGGUGGCCGGACAUUGAAGAGGGGGCCACGGUUGCGACAGCGGCUGACGAUAGCGCGGAGUUGAGCGUCCUGCAAACAAGUGGCAGUCUUCCACUCCCCGAUGGAAACACAUGCAACACGACCCUCGGUGUCGAUCCCGACCCUGUCGACGUCUACUGGUGUAAUCUCGCGUCAGCAGUUGUGUCCGAUCCGGGUGGAGAUAUCGCGAAGCAAGUUGUACUCGCAAAUACAGCGCUUGCCAGCGGCGACUAUACCGCUCAAGAUGUGUCGUGGUUUUUGCCAACUCGGCAAAUCAAAGCGUUCCAUCCGCGAAGUAUCGGUAUGGCUUUCUACCGCGAUGCCAUUCUCGCUGUCAGGCAGCAGGUGGAGUACGGUUAUUGA